Messenger RNA from Ananas comosus (pineapple), 324 nucleotides. RefSeq names its product pumilio homolog 12-like. The transcript has 2 exons. The record is from RefSeq and is a predicted model, not a curated record. Lineage: Eukaryota; Viridiplantae; Streptophyta; Magnoliopsida; Poales; Bromeliaceae. Gene Ontology annotation, cellular component: cytoplasm. The annotation marks the transcript as partial. Gene Ontology annotation, biological process: post-transcriptional regulation of gene expression. Gene Ontology annotation, molecular function: mRNA binding.
GAACUAUCUCGUACAACAUUUACUUGAGAAGAGGAUUUGGCCGCUUACAUCUGGCAUAUUACAGACACUAAGAGGACAUUUCGCGAACCUUUCCACACAAAAAUACAGUAGUAAUGUGGUGGAGAAUUGUUUGAAGAACACAACAUCAGACGAACGUGAAAGCAUCAUCCGCGAACUGCUUUGGAGUCCAAAUAUAUUAGAUAUUUUCGUAGAUCUCUACGGAAACUAUGUUAUGCAAACUGCUCUAUCAGUCGCCAAGGGAGGUGUACAUAAAGAGUUGCUUGAUGUUCUUAAGAAGAACCUACCCACUCUAACCCAACAGGG